AUAUUUCUCACUUUUUAGUGCAAAUUUGCGCGAAAUGUAAUGUAAUGUAAAAAGGAAUGGCGUUGUUUUCUUUGUAGUAAAAUCUUUUCCAAGACGAUAAAGAAAAAUUGAUUAAAUUAUGAAUUUUGUGCCUGGAAUGUCGAAUUAUGCUCGCAGAAUGGCUCGACUAAGUGCAAGGAUAUUUGGUGAAGUAGCUCGUCCUACGAAUUACAGAUCAAUGAAAGUUGUACGAGAUUUAUGUAAGAGGCCGAAGGAUCUAGAUUCUUAUUUAACAGAUCAUUACCCACCUCACAUUGAGUAUUCGAAUUUAAUAAAAAUUCUUAGAGAACACGGACUCUACAGGGAUGAACAUCUUGACUUUAAAGAAGAAAUGAUUAGGCUUAAGAUUCUCCGUGGAAAAGUAAAACCUAAGCGUGGAGAAGGAAAGCGAGCUAUGAUCAAGCAGCAAAACUUAUAGGUGGUGUUAGUGUUAGAAAUCUGAAAUGUAAUUUAAAGGCGGAUUUGAGUAUAAUACUUUGCAUAUAUUUAUGUGUUAUUAUUAAAGAACUUAAAGUAA
Messenger RNA from Uloborus diversus, 556 nucleotides. RefSeq names its product 28S ribosomal protein S33, mitochondrial-like (gene mRpS33). The record is from RefSeq and is a predicted model, not a curated record. Lineage: Eukaryota; Metazoa; Arthropoda; Arachnida; Araneae; Uloboridae. Bases 119 to 457 code for a protein of 112 amino acids. Gene Ontology annotation, cellular component: mitochondrion. The transcript is spliced from 2 exons.